AUGCCAACCAGAGAAAAUGUCGAUUUCAAGAAAGAAGCAAUAAAAGAAGAAAAAUGUGACAUUAAACACGGCAUAAAAUCAGAAUGUAAAGUUGUUUUGAAAAGAUUGGAUUUUAAAGUAAAAACUGAGGAUUGUAAACAAGUUUAUCUUCCAGAUAAAUAUGAAGAUUUAAAGCCUGUCAAGAAUGAAUUCUCUAUUCCCGACGAAUACUUUAACAGGAAUGAAAUGAAUAUCCAAAUUAAUGAGGAAGAGCUAAGUCAGGAAUAUCAUAUUCUCUCCAAUACAAAAAAAGGAAUGCAUAAAAAAUAUGAUAUCGAGAAGAGGAAAUUCAUUCGUUCGGUUCGAAAAUGCAAUAAAAUCCAAGCAAAGAUUAAAAGUAAAUAUUUCAGGGUUAUGAUUAGAUCUCAUUGUAAACAAAAAUUCUCAUGUGAUUUAUGUAAACGAAAUUUUCUAAAUAAGGGAAUAUUACAAGCACAUCUGUUCUUCCAUAUUGGUAGAAAACGAUUUCAAUGCAACGCCUGCAAUCAGAAGUUUAUGUGGCAAUUUCUUUUGCGAAAACACGUGAAAGAACACAACAGUAAAAAUCACGUGAAGUCAUCUCAAUGUGACAUUUAUGAUAAGCGACUUACCUCAAAGUAUCAUUUACAGAGACACAACAUAACACACAAAUUAGUAUCUAAUUAUUGUAAGUUAUGCAAAAAAGAAUUUCAAAAUAAAUCCAGUUUGAAAUUACACAGAAAAAGACACGGAGAAAUCCAACCUUUCAAAUGCGAUAUUUGUAGUAAGAGUUUUAAAUACAAAUCGUCUUUAAACAGACAUUUAAACAUUCAUAGCGAAUGUAAUUAUUUUUGUGACAUAUGUAACAAAUCCUUUAAAACUAAACGUUAUUUGGAACGUCAUAAAGUCGUUCAUAGAAAUGACUUUAACCAUUCUUGUCAGAUUUGUAAGAAAAGUUUUAAAUCACAAGAGCAUUUAAGAGAACAUAUUGUUAUACAUAGAAAUAAAAACAAGUAUCCUUGCAAUAUAUGUAACAAAAAUUUUAAAACAAAACGAUAUUUGAGACGUCAUAAAAUCAUUCAUAACAUUGGAAAUAAUUAUUUCUGUGACAUAUGUAAAACGGGUUUUAAACAUAGAAGUACUUUUCAAAGACAUCGCCUUGUUCAGCACGAAAAUAUAUUUUUAUGCGUAUAUUGUACUAAACCAUUCGAAAGUAAAAACAUGCUAAAAGCACAUUCGAAAACUCACAUAGAAAAGUGCGAUAUCUGUAAAAAGAAAUUUGCAUGUAAAUCCCAUUUAAUCCGUCAUCAGAGAAUUCAUUUUGAUAUAAAACCGUUUCGUUGUGAGAUAUGUAGCAAAAGUUUUACAACUAAAUUUGGAUUAAAACAUCACGAAACUAUUCAUAAUAAAGACAAUUGUCCUUAUGUUUGUCAGAUAUGCAAGAAAGAUUUCCGUUCUAAAAGAAGUUUCUUGAAGCAUCAGUCUGUUCAUGUAAAACGACCACAUCCUUGCAUUAAUUGUAAAAAGAGUUUCGAAACUGAAAAUAAAUUGAAAUUGCACUUACAAUUUUCUUGCUCAAAAAUACACCCCAAACCUCUACCUUACCAAUGUAAUAUAUGUAAACAGAUUUUUUCGUGUAUUACUGAUUUGGAAAAGCAUCUAGUUAGUUACAAUUAUCAGACACAUUUCCGUUGUGACAUUUGUAGAAGGAAAUUUUCAAGAAAACUCGAAUUCCAGACUCAUCAGAAGAAGGCUCAUCCCACAGAAGGAAAAUAUCAAUGCAAAAUUUGCGAAAGAACGUUUAAAAAACAACAUUGUUUAGAUAUUCAUAUGCGUACAAAUAUUGAUUUAACCGUUAAAAAAUGUGAUGAUUGUGAUAAAAAGUUCUGUUCAUUUAAUGCCUUAAAACUUCACGUGCGAAAUCAUCUUUUGUAGUAGAGUUUCUCACGUGAAAUGCGUUGAAACAAUUUAAAUAAUUAUAAUAUUUUGUUUAUAUUAAUACAGUAAAUAUAUUUACUUAUAAAAUAUGUAGAAAUCUUAAAAAAUAAACCUUAAAAAUUAUAGUUUUAUGUCUAUCAUUUCGUUUAUAAUAACUACAUUUAAAG
Molecule: messenger RNA, 2102 nt
Organism: Centruroides sculpturatus (bark scorpion)
Lineage: Eukaryota; Metazoa; Arthropoda; Arachnida; Scorpiones; Buthidae
Product: zinc finger protein draculin-like
Exons: 4
Coding region: 1-1932 (643 amino acids)
Biological process (GO): regulation of transcription by RNA polymerase II
Cellular component (GO): nucleus
Molecular function (GO): DNA-binding transcription factor activity, RNA polymerase II-specific; RNA polymerase II transcription regulatory region sequence-specific DNA binding
Source: RefSeq, a predicted model, not a curated record